Cannabis sativa is the source of this 3919-nucleotide messenger RNA. Its product is annotated as ABC transporter B family member 25, mitochondrial. Lineage: Eukaryota; Viridiplantae; Streptophyta; Magnoliopsida; Rosales; Cannabaceae. The transcript has 21 exons. Gene Ontology annotation, cellular component: mitochondrial inner membrane. Gene Ontology annotation, biological process: intracellular iron ion homeostasis; transmembrane transport. The record is from RefSeq and is a predicted model, not a curated record. The coding region runs from base 503 to 2836 and encodes 777 amino acids. Gene Ontology annotation, molecular function: ATP binding; ABC-type transporter activity; ATP hydrolysis activity.
UUAAAAGUGAAAAAAAGAGUUAAUAAUAUGUGAUUUGGUUUUUCACCUACAAGGAAUGAAUGGGGAUGAUAUGAUUCUCAUCAAAUUGCCAUCCCUAAAUCAAAAAUAGUCAACUGAAGUGAAGAGUGAAGGAGUUGUUCAACAUUAAUAUACAACAAAACCAACGUGUUAAUAAUUACACAAAAUUUGAAAAUGAGGAUGCAUUUGGUCUAUAAAUUGGGUUGAGUGCAUUAAAUCUGGUAAAUAAUUAGCAGUCACAGAAUGACAACCUAUUAAGAUUGAUUUCAUCACAGAAGCCGUUAAAGACCCAAAACAGAGUGUGAUGCAAAUAAAGACGUAAACUUUCUUCUCUCAAAUUAGGGUUUUCCUCCCUUUUCUUCUUUUCCUUACUUGUUUUGAUUCAUUUUCAAAGAUUGUAAAUUGUUGGAGUGACUACUUCCCCAAUUGUUGCCAAUUUUGUAUUUUUUUUUUCUUAUUUUGGAUCGAAUACCAAGAAUCGAAAAUGUUGGGUGCUACGGCAUCGAGAUGUUAUAGAGCUGGUGAGUUUCUGGUUCAGCAGAGCAGGGGUUUCACGGUUAUGUCGAAUCGUGUCUGUCGGAGCCGGAUUUCCGAUUCUUUAGGUGCUGUUAGCGUUAAUGGCGUCUGUAGAAACCAUUUGAGUAUUGACUGUGGAGGAGUAGGGCGAAGACGAUGCUUGCUUCGUGGAAGUGUCAAAAUUGGUUUCAACGGCGAGUCAAUUUUACGCAGUUGUGGCUCCACAACAGCUCCUCUGCGUAGUAAAGUCUUUCCUCGUAUCAAUGGCUUCCUCUCUGAUUCGUCUUCUUCAUUUUCCGUUCCUAAUUCUAGAUCGAAACCAGGCUCGGUUGUAGAUGGGCGGUCGUUAUAUUCGACAUCUUCGAGUGAUAAUAAUGAUAAAAAGAAUGGGGCACCAUCGAAGCCUGCUGAGGAACAGAGUAAAGCUACCAAAGUUGUGACCAAGGGACCUGCAGACCAGCAAAUUGCUGACAUCAAAAUCCUCCGAACUCUUGCCGGUUAUUUGUGGAUGAAGGAUAAUCUCGAGUUCCGUUGGAGGGUCAUUGCUGCCUUGGGGUUUUUGGUUGGCGCAAAGGUUAUAAAUGUUCAGGUGCCAUUCCUCUUCAAGCUUGCUGUAGAUUGGUUAACCACAGCAACUGGUAAUGCUGGAGCUGUUGCUUCCUUUACCACAGCUAACCCGACUGCCUUAGCUCUUUUUGCAACCCCUGCAUCGGUUUUAAUUGGAUAUGGGAUAGCACGAACAGGAUCUUCAGCUUUCAACGAACUGCGCACUGCUGUUUUUUCUAAGGUCGCUCUUCGAACAAUUCGCUCGCUAUCUAGGAAGGUCUUUUCUCAUUUGCAUGACCUUGACCUCCGGUAUCAUCUAAGUCGAGAAACAGGUGCACUGAAUAGAAUAAUUGAUCGUGGUAGCCGUGCUAUAAAUUUUAUUCUCUCAGCCAUGGUGUUCAAUGUUGUGCCCACAAUCUUAGAGAUAUCCAUGGUUUCAGGUAUUCUAGCUUACAAAUUUGGAGCAUCUUUUGCGUGGAUCACAUCACUCUCAGUUGUUGCUUAUGUGGUGUUUACAUUAUCUGUGACACAGUGGAGGACUAAGUUUAGGAAGGCGAUGAAUAAGGCUGAUAAUGAUGCAAGUACAAGGGCAAUAGACUCACUUAUUAAUUAUGAGACUGUCAAAUAUUUUAACAAUGAAGCUUUUGAAGCUGAUAAAUAUGAUGAGUACUUAAAGAAGUAUGAAGAUGCUGCUUUGAAAACACAACGCAGUCUUGCCUUUUUAAACUUCGGCCAAAAUAUAAUAUUUAGCACGGCUCUGUCAACAGCUAUGGUGUUGUGCUCAAAUGGCAUUAUGAAUGGUAGCAUGACAGUUGGUGAUUUGGUCAUGGUGAAUGGACUUCUCUUCCAGUUGUCACUUCCACUCAAUUUCCUUGGUAGUGUUUAUCGUGAGACUAUACAAAGUCUUGUUGACAUGAAAUCUAUGUUUCAGUUACUAGAGGAACGGGCAGACAUCAGAGAUAAAGAAGAUGCUAAACCUCUGAAAUUGAGUGGCGGAAGCAUUCAAUUUGGGAAUGUUCAUUUCAGCUACUUAACUGAGAGAAAGAUUCUUGAUGAUAUAUCUUUUAGCGUACCAGCAGGAAAGAGUGUGGCUAUUGUUGGAACUAGUGGGAGUGGGAAGUCAACUAUUUUAAGAUUGCUCUUCAGGUUUUUUGACACCCAUUCUGGAAGUAUAAAGAUAGAUGAUCAAGACAUUAGGGAUGUAACACUAGCGAGUCUAAGGAAGUCAAUUGGUGUUGUGCCUCAAGAUACGGUACUUUUCAAUGAUACAAUAUUUCAUAAUAUUCGUUAUGGUCGCAUGUCAGCAUCAGAUGAGGAGGUGCAUGACGCUGCUCGACGUGCCGCUAUACAUGAUACUAUCAUGAAUUUUCCCGAGAAGUAUUCUACUGUUGUAGGGGAACGAGGGCUCAAGUUAAGUGGUGGAGAGAAGCAACGUGUGGCCUUAGCUCGUGCAUUUUUGAAAGCACCUCCAAUUCUGCUGUGUGAUGAAGCUACAAGUGCACUGGAUAGCACAACAGAGGCAGAAAUAUUAACUGCAUUGAAGUCCUUAGCAACUAAUCGAACAUCGAUCUUCAUAGCUCACAGACUGACCACUGCAAUGCAGUGUGAUGAGAUAGUAGUUAUUGAGAAUGGAAAGGUGGUUGAACAAGGACCACAUGAUGUUCUGUUAUCUAAGGCCGGAAGAUAUGCACAGCUCUGGGGACAACAAAAUAACACGGUGGAUGUGCUUGAUUCUGCAGUCAAAUUGAGGGCAUGAUGGCUACUUCUCUCCAAUAUCAGAUGCGUUGGCGUUUUGUAAUACGUGGCACAUCAAUUUAAUGUCAAACCAAAUGGGAAGUUACCGGUACUUUUCGCCGGAGAAAUCGAACAUUGUACAGUUGUCAAAUUAAAUGUUGCAUGUAACGCUAACUCCGCCACCGACAUAAGGGCUUACCAUUUGUAUUUAAAGGCUUAUUUGAGUGAAUUCUUGAGCGUGCCUUGAAUGUUUAUGAUAUCCCCUUAAAAAGAAGAGAGAAGAUUUUGUUUUUCUACCAAUUCAUCACAGGUCUACCAUUGAAGGGGUGAGCGAUUUCCAUUUCGCAGUUUUGGAGUAGAUAAAGUCUAGUCAUUUUUCCUAUUCCGCAUUCUCUUGUUCAUGGCGAUCCACUAUUCACCAACAAGAUAAUCGGCCAAACAGGUUUUUCCUCUAUCGUUUGGCUGGUCAAUCGUGUUUCUGCAGAAUCUGUAAGCUGCACUCUUUUAUUCCUUAGCAGAUUAAGUUUUAUUUAGUUUAAUUAUAAUAAUAAUAAUCUGAUCUUGUUUCUCCUUUACUUUUCUUCAUGAAAUAAUUGUAACUUUGUACCAAUUUGUGAGAAGGAAAAUGAAAUUAUAAAAAAAUACAAAAAACCCUGCAGAAACCACUAACAUGUUUUAACAUCAUUGUUAUACUGAUGAAGAGACAUGUCAUAUGGUGCUGUCAUUCACAUCAGCCCCCAAAUUCUGCCCCAUUUUGGCUGUUGUUUAUGGUAUAUUAUGAGUUUAGAAGAAAGACUUUAUUUUCUGUCUUAUAUCAGAUAUUACCAUUAUUUUCAUUUUUUUAAAAAAAUACAAAGCAUGAAUUUCCAACCAUGAUAGAUUAGCCAUUGUGCUAUAAACAAAAGCAUGCUAGAUGAUCGAUAAAUUAGAAGGCGAAAUUGAGGGGGUUGCAGCUCAAAAAUUGUAUGCGUACUGAACAGAAGUAACUUUUGUCUGUUUUUUCUUUUUCUCAAUUGUCAACAACCAGAAGUUCAUUUUGUCAAAAGGACUGGAUUUCUUACUUUCUCAACUUCAGUUUUGUUUCUUCUUUUUUUCCCCCUAUUUU